AUGGGCCUCAUAUCUCGAACGCUCGCCUAUACCCUGGGGACAUCCUUCCUCCUGCUUUCCCUGCUAUCUCCGCGGUCCAAGCGGGCGAGGAUGUACCUCAAUACGAUAGUGUACAUCAGCGGCUUGGGUGUGUGCAGUGUAUUUGGCGUCAUCUGCUCCAUCGCUCUCACCAUCAUACCCGGCGCUCAGCGACUCAACACCAACUACUACGUGGCCAGGUCAUUCUACCUCUACGCUGGUACGCUCACAGGAAUCAGGUAUCACGUCGAGGGAGAGGAAAACUUCGAAAAGGGCAGACCAGGUGUGCUGGUCGGCAACCAUCAGACGGGUAUCGACAUUCUGUACCUCGGCCGCAUCUUUCCCAAGAUGGCGUCCAUCAUGGCAAAGCAAGAACUCAAGUAUGCUCCUUUGCUGGGUCAAUUCAUGUCGCUGUCUGGAGCUGUGUUCAUCGAUCGCAAGAACAGACACGACGCGGUCAAAGCCUUCAAUCAGGUCGGCGCGGAGAUGAAGAAGCGAAAGCUUUCUCUAUGGAUCUUCCCCGAAGGCACUCGCUCCAAUCUGCCUUUCCCUGAUCUUCUGCCUUUCAAAAAGGGAGCGUUCCAUCUUGCCGUCCAGGCACAGGUGCCUAUUGUCCCUGUGGUGUGCGAAAACUACAAUCGCCUGUUUGACGGCAAAACCCGGUUUGAAGGCGGCACGAUCCGAAUCAAGGUCUUGGAGCCGAUUUCCACGCAGGGACUGGGCAAAGACGACGUCAACGACCUGACCACGCGAGUGCGAGAGCUCAUGCUAAAAGAACUGAAGGAGAUGGAUGCGCAAAGGGACUCGUUCGACACCUCAUCCAUAGCCACGCGGCCGCCCUCCUCCACCGGAUCAGGGCUUGGCGGUAUCGCUGGAUUCAUGGCGCGCAUUGUCGGAACGGGGCAUGGAAGAGACUUGGGAGCUGCUGCGCGCAAAGAUUCGGAAAGGUUCCGCAGAGCCGGGACUUCGGGACAGAGACCGGACGACUAUGGCCUCUUGUCGGAAUCUGCAAAAGCUUCAGGGGUCCAGCAGGGAGCCGCAUACACGGGAGCUGUCGAGAGCGCUGCAAAGACAUCCGAUCAGCCUGCUGGAAGCACCAAUCGAAGAUCCGCUCCUUCUGUUAGAGAUCCGAAUGGGAGCGGAUCGGACGAGACGGAUGGCAGCACUGUGCUGGUCGGCCGGCCUGCCGUCUGA
Ceraceosorus guamensis is the source of this 1212-nucleotide messenger RNA. Its product is annotated as acyltransferase-domain-containing protein. The transcript has 5 exons. Bases 1 to 1212 code for a protein of 403 amino acids. NCBI's taxonomy places the organism in Eukaryota, Fungi, Basidiomycota, Exobasidiomycetes, Ceraceosorales, Ceraceosoraceae. Gene Ontology annotation, cellular component: membrane; endoplasmic reticulum. Gene Ontology annotation, biological process: phosphatidic acid biosynthetic process. Gene Ontology annotation, molecular function: 1-acylglycerol-3-phosphate O-acyltransferase activity. The record is from RefSeq and is a predicted model, not a curated record.